CCCGUCCGUCGUGCGCAGGCGCGCGAACGGUUGCGGGUGUAGCGGUUGCCGGCCCCGCGGUCUCCAGGGCCCGCCUGGCCGAGGGGCGGGAGGGUGCGGAGGCCGGCCGGGCGGCUCCAACCAGCCGCGGAGCCCUCGGAAAUUGCCUGGCCGUCAACCUCCCGGAGUAGAAACCGGACCUUGCCCCCAAGAUCAUUCCCCAGGCGGCUUUCUUGGACGGCCUCUAGGAACGCCGACAUGAAUCCGGUGGUGGUAGUCCACGGAGGCGGGGCCAGCAGUAUCUCCCAGGACCGGAAAGAGCGAGUGCGCCGGGGCAUCGUCCAAGCCGCCACGGUGGGUUACAACAUCCUCAAGGAGGGAGGGAGCGCAGUCGAUGCGGUGGAAGGAGCCGUGGUCGUCCUCGAAAAUGACCCCGAGUUCAACGCAGGUUGUGGCUCUGUGUUAAAUGUAAAUGGUGAAGUCGAGAUGGAUGCUAGCAUCAUGGAUGGAAAAGAUCUGUCCACAGGAGCAGUAUCUGCAGUCCGCUGUAUAGCAAAUCCCAUUAAACUUGCGCGUCUUGUUAUGGAAAAGACACCUCAUUGCUUUCUUACUGACCAAGGUGCAGCAAAAUUUGCAGCUGCCAUGGGGAUUCCAGAGAUUCCUGGAGAGCAACUGGUAACAGAAAGAAGUAAAAAGCACCUGGAAAAAGAGAAGCUUGAAAAAGAUGUUAAAAAUUCAGACUGUGAAAAAAACUUGGGAACUGUGGGUGCUGUUGCCUUGGACUGCAAAGGAAACGUAGCCUACGCAACUUCUACAGGGGGCAUCAUUAACAAAAUGGCUGGCCGAGUGGGCGACUCACCAUGUGUAGGGUCUGGAGGUUAUGCUGACAAUCUCAUUGGAGCCAUUUCAACCACGGGGCAUGGAGAAAGCAUCCUGAAAGUGAAUCUGGCCAGACUCACUCUCUUCCACACAGAGCAAGGAAAGACAUUAGAAGAAGCUGCUGACCUGUCAUUGGGUUAUAUGAAGUCAAGGCUUAAAGGUUUAGGUGGUGUCAUCUUGGUCAGCAAAACAGGAGACUGGGCAGUAAAGUGGACCUCGGCAUCCAUGCCCUGGGCAGCCGCGAAGGAUGGCAAGCUGCACUCUGGAAUUGAUGUGGACGAAACAACUACCACCAACCUGCCCUAAGCCCAUGGGAGAUUGUAUACUAGGAUGCUAGCUUGGAGGUAAAACAGUCUCCUGUUGCAGAGACUCGGCUUAAUCAAUUAGAUCUAAAAAUGGAAAAACAUCUGUCACUCGUUUUGUUGCUUUGAUCAGUAAGCAUCUAUCUGAAUGAUUGACUGAGGAGUGGGUUUUGAUGUGGUGAGACAACUGCCUGUAUUGAGAUCAAAAUAAGACCAGUGAAAAUGAUAAACUCUAGUGAGCCUUUCUCUUGAACAGUUCUCAUUGGGUUAGGUCAGAAAGAAGAAAUAACACGAUCUUGACUUGACAGAAACUGCCUCAGUUCAGGGGGUGCAUUUUAGCUUCAGGAGACCCGGAGCAGUGACAGAAUAUGUGGGCUUGAAAGAUGCAGGGAUCCAGCAGAGACCCAUGCUCCCUGGGGCUCUCGGUUGCAGACUUUCUAAAGGACCAGUGAAGGGGGCAGGGUGGGAAGGAAAGGUUAUGGUGGAGGUUUCUGAAAGCAAGACAGGAGCAGCCGCAGAAGAGCUGAUGGGAGAAGCCCAGGUGACCCUCACAGUGUCACAGGGUUCAUUUUGAGUCAGUAAAACAAGCAGCAUAAGCAUCAGGUAAAAUCAUGAAAAUCCUUUACAGGAGAUGUUCCCCAUUUAUGAGAGAGUAAACUGAUUUUUCUAAAAAAGUUCAAAUCUUUUCUAACUAAUGUAGACAUGUUUCCAGAGGCUUGGAAAACACUCUCUGGUAACCCAGAGCUCCCUGAUCUGGAGACAUAAAGGUCCUAGUGGAGACCGGCAGGCACUGUAGGGUUUCUGGAAGUCUGAGGGUUUUCUGCUCACCUUGACCACACGGUGCCCUCCCACUGGCCAGCAUGCCUGAGUGGAGCCAGCUCCCACCUGUCACAGACCCUCUGUGUCCUCGUGUAGUGAGUAGCCAGGCCCGAGACCUCCCCAGCCUCUAACGACAGGGAGGGGCCAGUGGAUGAGAUGACACUGGGACUUGUGUUUGCACACUGCCCCUUAGUUCAGGAUUUCCCCUCCCACUGAUUUGGGUGUGUGUACAAUGUGGUCAGCAUGGUAAAGAAAGUAAUUUCCUAAGUGGAGAAUAUUCCUAUUCUCUCUUUACACUGGAAAUGCUAUUUCUACUGUGACAUAUCUGCUCGAUUUUUUAGUCUGUCAGAGCUAACCUUCACUCUGGAAAAAAUUGCUUAACUUUAAAUUCCACGUGCCACUAAUAAAAUAUAUUUUGAAAGAA
Messenger RNA from Choloepus didactylus (southern two-toed sloth), 2403 nucleotides. It is a transcript of the gene ASRGL1, whose product is annotated as asparaginase and isoaspartyl peptidase 1. The record is from RefSeq and is a predicted model, not a curated record. The transcript has 7 exons. Lineage: Eukaryota; Metazoa; Chordata; Mammalia; Pilosa; Megalonychidae. Bases 238 to 1164 code for a protein of 308 amino acids. Gene Ontology annotation, molecular function: asparaginase activity.